Molecule: messenger RNA, 4545 nt
Organism: Colletotrichum destructivum
Lineage: Eukaryota; Fungi; Ascomycota; Sordariomycetes; Glomerellales; Glomerellaceae
Exons: 4
Coding region: 319-3477 (1052 amino acids)
Source: RefSeq, a predicted model, not a curated record
CCUACGAUCAAGUUUGGUCAAGUUAUCUGCAGGCCGUUGGCCUGGCUGAGGGUGUCGUCGCCAUGGCCCUGUUUCUGGUGGGUAGUUCUCGCAUGCUCUCCAAUCAUGCCCGGCUCGACGUGACCCAACAACCUGUGACAAGUCGUCAUCAUGGCCUCGUCGAUGCUCACCGAGCUCCCAAUUCUCUACUUCUUCUCCUGCGCCCUUUGCGCAUCCUCCACCUUCCUCAUUCCAUCCGCCUUUCCAGAUCCACAACUUCAAUGACGACGACCAACGUAUCCUUGGACGUUGUCUCGCUCGUAGAUUGAACUAGUUGACAUGUCAGACCUUGAUCCCGUCCGCACUGUGUUGGCCGUGUUUCCUCAAGUCACCGAGGCUGCCGAGAAGUACAAGAUUGCAGAGCCUGAUCGUGAGUCUCGCGGACUGGCGCGGGGCAUUGCCAACGAAAGAACACUGUUCGAUCAGACCGCACAGCGGAUUCUGCUCUUCUCUCCAUCGUCGGCCUCCUCCUCCCACGGCGACAACGCCUGGUUGCCAUGCCUGGAGAACGAGCUCGGCGGAGAAACUGCCGCCCAGGUGCUUCACGAUCUUCAAACUCUGACUGAACGGCUUCAAGUUCUCAAAACCGAGCUUGUCAGUGCCGGUCGAGCAAAGGGGGUACUGAGCAAGAUCAGAGGGAAGGCUUCAGGGUCGGCCAGAGGGCCCCUCAAAAAUGCUAGGACACGGCUCCAGAAACGGCUGGAUAUCGUUUCCGACACAAACGAACUUUUGGCUUCUCGACUGUCAUUCGGUCACACUCUACUCUCACGUGCGUCCCAACUGCCAAACGCAACCGUUGUUAUAGACGUCCUCAACGGUGUCUCACGCAGUGCGUUAGUGGCUUUUGAUACACUCAAGAGAGACUUCACAUGUCACUGCUAUGACCCUCACAUCAUUUAUCUCGAAUGCCCAGGGAUCGCUGAGGGUCUCUCGUCGGGACAAGCGAUGAAGGCGAACCAUGCCCGGCCGCUCAAAUUCUUUGUCCAGCCCAGCACAGAGUCACCGAACCAGGACUCGGCAUGCUCAUUCAACUCCCUGGCUUCCGAGCAGGACAUCGCGUCAAUCUCGCCCUUGCAAGACUGGAUCCAUCUGCAGGGUGCCGACCUGGACUGGAAACACCGCAUCGAGCUGGCUUUGCAACUCAGCCUUGCCGUCGUUCACCUGUCACCAACCCCUUGGAUCGAUGACUCGUGGACCUGGGAUAGCUGGGCCAUCGCUGCCGAUCCAAUGACCUCGCAUGAGCCGUUUUUUGGGAGGCCGCUCCUCUUUCGUCAUCGGUUCGGCUCUUCCACUGCACCAAUUAAUACUCGACCGCUGUCGUCGACAGUAUGGUCCAUCCUGUCCCGAGGGCCUGCCCUCGGUAGGCUCGGGCUCUGCCUGUUGGAGCUGGCGUUUGGCCAUAGUAUUUCCGAGAUACGGCGCGAUGGCGCUGGCAAGGACCACUUUGACCUCCGAACUGGCUGUGACGACGAGCUCGACGUCGAUGUUCUUGAUUUCGUCGCGGCCAAACAGCUUCUGGUCUCCCAGACGAUCCGGCAUAAGUUCGGGGAGCCGUUCGAAGAUGCAGUUAGGGCAUGUAUUCACCAGCAAUUCAGGGUUGGGAAGAGCGGCGACAUUGUUGAGCUGGACCGACGAGACCCUUUGUUCCUACAGAAGGCGACGAUCUCGAUCAUCUCGCCUCUUUGGUUGCAGCUGGACAGAUAUAUACGAGCCGAACACCGUGACACCGUCCCUAUCAAGAAAUCCCUCGCCAAGGUUACUGUCGAAGGGUUUUUGGUUCGCAAGGAGGACCUUAAGCUAGCCAAUCGCCAAGAUGUCGUUGAUUCGUUAACACAGGGAAUCCUCGCCCAGGAUAUGAGCAAACUCCUUCCAGAAAAGCCCGAGUUAUUGGUAGGACACGCAUCCUCCUACUCAAGAGUUGACGGAAACAGUAGGGCAGUUGCUCAUCAAGAUUCCCGCCACCACGAGCCUACCUUGCCCGAAGGAAGGCCUGCCGAGCCGUGCUCUGCGACGGGUGACUCCUCGAACUCACUGCCAAGCCCAGUUCGUUCCACUGCGGCGGGACAUGCACAGGACAGAGAGCGGAGCCGUGCAGCCGGACCAUACAGUGAACGCCAUGGUCUACGCCUGCCGUCCCUUAGUAACGAGUCCCUAGAGGACUCGGAAUGGGCCUACGACUCAGCGACGGGGACGACGGAAUCCGCACAGACAUGGGUGGCGGAUACCCUGGACGAACCGCCAGAGGAUUCGGGCCAUCCGGUUCUGAAUAGCAUCAAGCAUCUUGUUCUGCGUGUGACCCUCCACAAUUUUCAUGCCUGGAACGAGCGGAGCCCCGGGGCGGCCCGUGGAACUGCAGGAGUCACUAUCCCGCGCGAGAGCGGGCAGCCGAAGAAACGAGGCAGAGACCAGCCCGGUCGAGGCGUGGGGCAGGAUAAGAAUGGCGACGACGCCGAUGGCGACGAGAUCGAAAAUGCUGGGGUCCGGAAACGGCAACGACCCGACGAGGCCAACAUGACUCUGGCUUGUCCGUUCUAUAAAAAGGACCGCCGGCUCAACGGGAGCUGUUGUGGGAAGAGGCUGAGCCGGAUCCGUGACGUUAAGCAGCACUUGAAGAGGAGGCACUACAUGCCCAUCUACUGUCCCAUCUGCUACAAGAACUUCUUGGACGAGACGAAGAGGGACAACCACACAAAUGAGAUGGCUUGCGAAAGGGGAACUCAUCCACGUCCCGUUGGCAUCAGCCAGAAACAGCAAGGUGAGCUCAGCAAGAGGGCACCGAGGCAUCAUACAGAGGAAGAACAGUGGUACGGCAUCUUCGACAUCCUCUUCCCGGACCACCCCCGGCCGAACUCAGCCUACAUUGACUCCAGCCUCAUGGCGAGCGCCAUGGCGUACCAGGAGUUUGUGACGGCCCGCGGACUCGACAUCCUCCAACAAGUCCUGACAGCCAGCGGCGCCAUCAGCUGGAACGUCCCUACCGGCCAGGAUCUUGAGACUUUUCAACGGCAGAUCCUUGGCGAGGGUCUGGCGGCCAUCUCUGACGGGUGGGCGCGCGAGGGGGCUAUUUCACCACAAGCGGUCGCAGAAGUGACUCACUCUGCCGAGGGCGAUCCGCUCGGCGUGACGAGCUCCGGCAGCAUAUCGCAGCAUCACGGCUCUGCGAUGGACGCAGAUGCGGCCAGCUCGAGUUCUGCCCUCCAAGCCAGCAGCCUCUCGUCCAUUGCGGGCUCCGCGGAGUAUGCGCACAGUUAUCACGAGCCUUGUUGGCCGUAUGAGAGUCAUCAGCACGAAAAUUUGUUUCACGAUUGGGAUGUCGCGAAUAUCUUGGGAGAAGAGGGCGUAAGGGAGAUACAGGGGGUUGUUUCCAGGGCUGCUCUUCCGGAUCAUUCUCUUGAAUGGCAGCAUGAGGGGCAUUCAGGACACUACAGGAACAGGUAGAUGUCACGAUGAAGAUAUCGGAGUAAAAACUUGCCAUUUCCCGCCAUUUCCGCCUGGAUCGACAACAAGCAUGGCACGCGUCAGUAUAGUGGCCGUACCGCAUACGGGAGCGACAUGGACAACGGAGAGCCACGCUAGCCAGAUCUUGGACGUCGUACCCAUCUUCAAGUUUCUGUGUCGAGCCUGUGCUGAAGCAAGACCACACAGUCACAAGCUUUGGGCCAGAAUGAACAAGACUUGGCAGUUUCGACCGAGAACUUCUCCAAUUCAAGCUUGUAACAUUUGCGGUUUCUCCAACCCUGCGCUUGGGCACGAAUACCACAGCAGAAUCACACGCAGCUGUCAACGCGAACUUGGUACACAACCGCCCUUUUCACAAAAUCAGAGGGAUAGGAAUGGUCCUGCCAGGCGACCCAGCAAUUACUUCCGGCAUCCCAGGACCACGAUAAUCGCUGUGAGGUGGGAAAUUCAAGUGGCCAGGGUUGAGGUCCUUGAAGGGCUGGCUGUCUUCUAGAAAAAGAACUUGUCUGGAUCAUCGUCAAACUGGGAUUUUUGGUCUACGGAGAAACGAGGAACGGGGCGAGGAUUCGAAUGAAAUGCAAUGUGCUAUGAUACGGAAUCUUUUUCGUGUUGUAGGGUUGUUCCCCGUUGGUCUACACGCCACCAGACUUCUGGAAUAGAACAAACCUCACCCGAAGACUGCAAUAGUUGAAAUAACUAUAUGGUCGAUGAAAGACAUAAGUUCCUGGCAAGGGCCUCGCUAAGAUCAUAGAGGUUUGCUUCCGUGGCUGUGGACAUUCCGGACUGGGUGGGGCCGGAACCGGGACCGGGCACCGCACGGUAUCUAAUGUCAGCGUUCGUCCCGGUAGCUCAAACUCGCAGCCUGCCAAUGUCAAGUCCUCAACAAAGCUUGUAUCAACAACUUCGGCAAACUGAUAAACAACAACCAACGGUGUAUUGAUGAUUGAGGGAGGGUCGCCUCUCGUGAUGGUGGGCGUAUGGACGAGUUCAGUUGGGCUUUGUUUAUGGCCUGCUGUACUUUUCUCUUUCACAAGAGUUCAUCAUUAC